Messenger RNA from Aspergillus thermomutatus, 3198 nucleotides. RefSeq names its product putative chromatin assembly factor 1 subunit B. Gene Ontology annotation, biological process: DNA replication-dependent chromatin assembly; nucleosome assembly. Gene Ontology annotation, molecular function: protein binding. The record is from RefSeq and is a predicted model, not a curated record. NCBI's taxonomy places the organism in Eukaryota, Fungi, Ascomycota, Eurotiomycetes, Eurotiales, Aspergillaceae. The transcript is spliced from 8 exons. Gene Ontology annotation, cellular component: nucleus; CAF-1 complex. Bases 1 to 3198 code for a protein of 1065 amino acids.
AUGGGUUGGUUCUGGGGCAGUUCGAACCAAGAUGAUCCUGUCAAGAGGCUUGACCCGGGCCUCAGAGAGUACCUUGAAAAUGAAGCUCCAGCAAAAUACGUGCCUACGACAUCGAUUCCUUCUACGCAAGAACCUUCAAAGACAAUAGAUUCUCAAACACAAGCACCAAAGCCAAGCGCAUCUGCCGAAGCUGGCGAGCCCUCGCAACCUUCCGUUCCCUCCGCUUCACUCUUCCCCGAUGGCCGAUAUGCUCACCUGUGGAAAACCUACAAGCCUCCUCAGGAAGAGGGCGGAUCAGAAUCGAAGGGCGCGGAAAGGGUGAUCGAGAAAUACAAGAAGCAUAAUGACACCGUGCACCGGGCAGCCAUGGAAAAUUGCGCAUUGGAGCAUGAAGCCUUGACCUUAUGUUUCCAGACCGGUAAUUGGCAGAAGCGACUGCAGGCUCGUGUGACUUCCUGCUCCGAGGAAAACGCAACGUUCUCUCGUUGCUUCACCACUCAAUCUAAAUUCCUCCAGGCAUUAGGCUACGCCGCCUCAUUCGAUUGGGACGAGGAAAAGGAAGAACGGAUUCAAAUGCAUGCGGAUAAACUAUACCACCAGAUGCUGGAUUAUGAGAAGCGAGUCGCGGAGUGUCGGGCGGCUGGUCAGGAACCACCGCCCCUCACAUCGCUCUUCAACCCGCAGGCGAAGCCCCAGCAACUCAAAUCCCACGAUACCCCGGGUAGUCUUGAGGUCCCCGGUGGUGAGGAGAUUCCGCCCGGAUUCAAACCGUCGAAGCCACUGGAGCAACUUACACCCCAUGAGAGGGAAUUGGAGAUCCGGGCACACAAUGCGCAGAUCGAACAACAGAAGAUGUAUGUGCAAGAGGCCAGUCCGUUCAUGAAGACACAGGAGGAUGCACGUUUGAAACGGCGCGAGAGGGCUGUCAGUUGGUUUGGAGAGACGAUUGCUUUUGUGCGCACCAUGAAGGCUACGCCAUUGCUCAUCGCGUGGCACAAUGACAAUGCCCCAAUCUACUCGGUCCAUUUCGACCCCAAUGGUAAAGGGCGCCUUGCUACGGCUGGAAAUGAUAACAAUGUUCGACUAUGGAAAGUCGAGUCUACAGGUGAAGAUCGAAAGGUGACCUAUCUAAGCACACUUGUGAAACACACACAGGCCGUCAAUGUGGUCCGCUUCAGCCCGAAAGGCGAGAUGCUGGCAUCUGCAGGAGAUGACGGGAACGUUCUUCUCUGGGUCCCGUCAGAGCUGCAGACCCAGCCUGGGUUAGGGGAGGACCGGUCGGACGACAAGGAAACGUGGCGUGUGAAGCAUAUGUGCCGGUCCUCCGGUGCUGAGAUUUAUGACCUUGCGUGGUCUCCAGACGGGGUCUUCAUUAUCACAGGGAGCAUGGACAACAUUGCUCGAAUAUACAAUGCGCAGACUGGGCAAAUGGUUCGGCAGAUUGCAGAGCAUUCGCACUACGUCCAAGGAGUGGCUUGGGAUCCUCUGAAUGAAUUUGUUGCUACCCAGUCAUCGGAUCGAUCUGUCCACAUCUACAGCUUGAAGACAAAGGAUGGCCAAUUCACAUUAACGUCUCACGGGAAGUUCCUGAAGAUGGAUCUUCCAGCCAAACGCAUCUCGUCCAGCAGCCCUGCUCCGCCUGACCUUUCUAUUCGGUCCCAGCCCGCAACAGGCAAUUCCAUUGCUAUUGCUUCUCCCGCUACCUCGACUCCGGGUACACCAUUGACCUAUCAUUUGCCUAUGGAUCCUCCUCCGGUAUCUCAUAGUCGCCGUUCUUCCUUUGGCUCAUCACCCUCGAUUCGCCGCUCUGCAUCUCCGGCACCUUCCCUGCCAUUACCCGCCGUCAAGCCACUAGAAGUAGCCUCGCCAAACGUCCUGGGUGGUCUCACAGUCAAGAACGCCAACAUCUAUGCCAAUGAGACUUUCACGUCAUUCUUCAGGCGACUGACAUUCACCCCUGAUGGAAGUCUACUGUUCACUCCAGCUGGCCAGUACAAGACCUCGCAUGUUCCUGCCACAGAUCCCACAAAAACCACAGAUGAGAUCAUUAACACAGUGUACGUCUACACCCGUGCAGGCUUCAACAAGCCCCCUGUCUCUCAUCUGCCGGGCCAUAAGAAGCCCUCCGUUGCGGUUAAGUGCUCUCCAAUUCUGUAUACUUUGCGCAAGGCUCCUCAGCCUGCCCGACAUAUUACCCUGGAUACCUCCUCUGGGGAAGAAUCCUUUGCAUCUCUUCCUGAACCAGCAGUUUCCACGAAGGCGACGCCUGACAAGCCUUCCAUGGAGCCUCCGUCGUCGACUCCUUCUGCAAGCGAGUUGUCUAAAGCUAACACUGCGUCCAAAAACGCCGAGGGUGAAGGAGCUUCUGCUGGCCAGAGUCCGAGUCCGGUUUUCUCGUUACCAUACCGGAUUGUGUACGCGGUGGCUACGCAGGACGCCGUUUUGGUGUACGACACGCAACAACAGACUCCCUUGUGUGUUGUGAGCAACUUGCAUUUUGCGACAUUUACAGAUCUGACAUGGUCGAAUGAUGGCUUAACAUUAAUAAUGAGCUCCUCUGACGGCUUCUGCUCAACGUUGUCAUUUGCCCCCGGAGAGUUGGGCCAGCCGUAUACAGCUCCAGUUGGAGCAGCUCAGCAUCCUGCGAACGCUGGCACGACUUCCGCAAAUCAAGCACCACUACCGUCCUCGGCCAAUAUCCCCUCGCCCCUCAAGUUGAGCCAACCCUCUUUGAGCUCGACACCGGUCCAGCCAGCCGAAGUACCUCCAGCAAGUCCCGCACGAUCCAACUCCACCUGUUCAAUGACUGCACAAUCUCCCGUUCAACAGGCAACGGCCCAGCAAUCGGGCACUUCUGUGGUCAACAAUCCAACACCCACUCUAGGAUCAGUGCCGCUCGUCACUGCCACUAAUUCGGCUCAACCCCCGAUUCUGCCGCUUACUACACCACCCCAGACACCAAUGUCUGCAGUGUCGCAAAGUGGGACGAACUCUGUGAGCAACAGUGUGUUGGGUAAAAGAGACAUCAGCGAGUCUGAGAAGGAGGACCCAAAGGACCAGAACUCGGUCCCGCAAGUACAACAGCCGAAGAAGAGACGUGUAGCCCCUACUCUUAUUUCCGCCGGCACGAAUUCUAAUCCUCCCCCUUCCUCUUCACCUCCGAACGAUGAAUCUUAUAAUGCCGGCGUUGGUGGCUGA